Seriola aureovittata is the source of this 5679-nucleotide messenger RNA. RefSeq names its product CCN family member 5-like. The coding region runs from base 4304 to 5269 and encodes 321 amino acids. Gene Ontology annotation, molecular function: integrin binding; heparin binding. The transcript has 4 exons. Lineage: Eukaryota; Metazoa; Chordata; Actinopteri; Carangiformes; Carangidae. The record is from RefSeq and is a predicted model, not a curated record. Gene Ontology annotation, biological process: cell adhesion; signal transduction. Gene Ontology annotation, cellular component: extracellular region; extracellular matrix.
GAUGACAGCAAUUAAGUUAUGAAUAAAACCAAUGUACAUGAGCUGUACUAUACUGACAACUGCUUCAAAAUCUUAACUAUUAAUUUUCAAUUCACACUAAAGCGUGCAUAAGGCGAAUAUAUACAUAACAGCAGCACACAUCUAUUGAGUGUUUCGUUUUGCUCCAGGUUGCAGUUCUGGUGGGUAUGUUCAAGCUGUUUCCUACUGAACACCUUUUUGAUGUUAAAUUGGUAAAUACUUUCACCUGUGAAGGUGGUGACUGUGCUAGAGCUGCACAGAUUCUGUUCUUAAAAUGUUAUUACUAUCAUUUAUCAACAACAGUAGAUAUUAAGUAAAAGGCAAGAAACUGAACCUGUGAAUACAGAGGACAGAGAAUAAUAAACAAAACAAAUGUCUAAAUAGCUGGUCUGUCCUUUCAUCAGAGGAAGCUGAACUGGAAGUGGUCUUCUGGCAUUAUCAUCAUCAUCACAGCCCAUUUCAGAACAAAGGAUGUCCAUGCAGUUUCCUUUGUCCUUACAUGAGGUCCUCAUUCUUUUGGCACCAGUCUUUUUGUUUUCAGUGUGGAUACCUUUGAAUGAAUCAAAGACAAAUACUUCAGUAGACAUGGUAAAUCACAGACAAUCACACACAUAUACCAGCUGUCAGAAAAGGUGCAUGAAUAUCUGCUUCAGUUGAGGACUGCUGUGUAUUAAUUUACAGUAUUAAAUGACAAACCCCUACGAGAUAAUGUUCUAGUAUACAUUGUAUAUUGUACUCAAUACAAUACGAUACCAGCGAGAGGAGGAGACAGAAAAUAAGUUAAUGAGAUAAACCUGAAUGUUUUGCUGCAUGUAGGAAAAUUCUAUCAGCAACUGAUUUUUUCUAAUAACAUUAGAGUGUAACAUGAGUGCAAAUGUUUGCAUGUUUUGGGACCAGGUACGAUUAGCAUAACAAACACGAAGUUAUCAGCUAGCUAGCUAGGUUAGCAAAGUGCAUCUGUAAUUCACAUUAACUUCUUUGGAUGUUAACUGUCUCCCGUUCUACGGUAAAAACAAGCUUUUAGUGUCAUGGGUUGCCAUGACAGACAUUUUAUGUGUGAGUUUUGUAUUAUGUUUGUACUUUUAGUUUGGUCGUUUCCUGUUUUAUUUUGUAGUAACAUUUCUCAUGUCUCUUGAUUUUUUGACUUCCUGACUUUUUCCUGUUUUCUUCCUUGUUGAUCGUCUACCCCGCCCUAUGUGUUUCACCUGUGUUCAAUCACCCUUGCCUCCCUUGUGUCUAUUUAGUCUCUGUGCCCUCCUUAGACUGGGUCAGUUCAUUUGUUCAUGUCCCCCGUGCUUCUGGUCCCUGUUGAAGUUCCCUGUGUUUCCUCGUGCUUCUGGUACCUGUUCCUGUCCCCUGUUACUUUCCAUUUUGGAUUUUUAGUAAGUAACUCACUUUUUGUUAUUAAAAGACCCUUUUCCACCAACUCCCUUUUUUCGUUGUCUGCAUUUGGGUCCAGCCUUACCUCAAACUGUUUAGGGAGCAUCAUACACAUUAAAAAAAAAAAAAAACUUAGAAUCAAAGGGCCACUGAUGCACCAUGGGCAUGUGGUGUACGCAGGCAAAAGAGGUGCAUUGUCCAUGCCAAGUUUAUGUGUUUCUUAUGGUUUAUUUGUCAAAAACAAGCAAGCAAACAAAGAACAAAGAGAUCCUCUUACCUGCAUGCCUCUCUUGCUCUGGUAAAAAAAAAAAAAAAUCAUAGGUCCACCCAGGUGCAUUCUGGUCCUAUACCUGCCAUCCUACCUAUAUAACCUCAGGUGCCCACAGUGUUACCCAAUUCAUAAGCAAAACAAACACUAGUUACGCAAAAAAAAAAAUUAAUAUGCUAAACAAGGAAAUAACUAAACUAAACAAACGACUAGCAAAAGAAAUCACUAUCAAAAAUCUAAUCUAAAUAAAGCAAACAUCUAGAGUAAUCAAACAAUACUAAUUAUUAAUAAAACAACUAAAUACUAACAACAAAUAAAUAGCUCCUACAGACUGAGUAUUUCAUGAGAGAAGUUGGUGUUUUUUGAAUGAAUGUGUAUUGGAGCCAGAGUUUUUUGGAGUGUGCCCUCAGCGGCCCUCGGUGCUAUUGCACAUUAAGACACUUCUGCAUUGGCUUCACUUUUCAGCCCCGGAGACUACAUCCAUUUUAAUAUACAGUCUAUGGUUGUAUCAGAGGGUUGGUUGCUCAGGUUGGAGGAUUGGACGGGACAUGUAGCAGCUGAACAACCAGUUAUUUUUCCAGAAAUAGAUCAAAGAGCUGCAAAGAGACUGAAUAUUAGAUUUAGAUUUGAACACCACUCCCUAAUUUUCAGGCAUGGACCAUUGUAACUUUAACUUCAGAAGUAUUGAAGAUACUGAGAGAAAGGGACAGAGAUAAACUUAAAGAAAUGAAAGAUAAACACCUUACUCAUGUUAUUCUUUAAAGUAAAAUCCAAACAGAUCAACAGAGAGAUACCACAGAUUUGUAAAUUAGCAUUAUACUGAGCUCCUUCUCUUUAGCCAUCCCAGCACAUGUUGGCUUAGUUAGCACCCUCCAGCUGUGGCAGUGGAAAAGCUUCAGCAGGAAUGUGGAGAUAGGCCUGGUAGCUUUCAGUCUUCUCCUGGAACUAUUUACUUUGCAGUCUGCUGCCUGUGACAUCACAACCCAGACUGUAUAAAUGAAUGGAGGCGGUCAGCUUUAAUAAAUACAUCCUCUCCAGAGGAGAAGAAGAAGGAGGUGAGAGUGAACAAACAAAGGAGCACGGGAGAUGGGGGUGAUGAAGAUGGAGAGAAGAGCCACCCAGCUGGUCUGUUCUGUGCUGCUGUGUAUCAUCACCCAGGUAAGACCUGCCACAGUAGAUCCCACCUGUGAAAUGACAGGGCAUAGUUAUUUUACAUAUUAACUCAUUAUCUGCAGAGCUAGUUUUCGUCAGUAGCAUCAGUGAUAUAACUACUGAAACAACUUUAUCACAAUGCCUGCUUUUUGUACAUACAUCAUGACAAUGGUUGGGUUGGGGGAGUCCCCUAUCUUCUUCAUAGUAACAAACAGUGGAGUGUGAUUAUGGAGGACUGACAUAAAGUUUUGGUCAAUAUAAUAUGAUAUAAUAUAAUAUAUAAAACCACCAUUAGGUAUUUGUUACUGUGUACAUAUAUGCACCAAGUGGGGAUAUGAGUUGGAAACCAUCAAAUUAGGUUUUCUGGGAGAUGUGUGGCCCAGUCAUAAUCAGCUAAUUACCAUGGAGAAGGAAAAAUAUAUUUUGGGGGAUGAACAAGGUUGUGAUAAGACUGUUAAGACUGUAUAUAAGUACAAUAUGUCUAUAUGUAUGUAUAUACUGUAUAUGUGUGUGUGUGUGUGUGUGUGUGUGUGUGUGUGUGUGUGUGUGUGUGAGACCACAUCAAGACUGAUGUAUGAAAUGUGUUACUUACUUGAGCCCACACUUAGAUAAGAACUAACCAACUAUCUAACUGUAAUCUUAUGUUACAGUAAUAUGAUGAUAUCAUAAUCAGUGAGUUUACGGUGGGAUUGUCCCAUGACACAUUCUGACCAGGCCAUGAUCCGACAUGUUGUAGUUUAACACUAGGGUUGUGUAGAGUGGAAAAUUCCAUCAUCAGUGGAAGUGACUGCCUCACACCAUGUUGUUCCUAUACAAACACUAUUACUGUGGCCUUAAAUGUGGUCAUGUGUUUGUAUUUGUAACAUGCUACAAACUUUUUCUUUCUUUCUUUCAGCUCUCAUUAGUGGCACAUGUAGUAGCCUUUGCGUGUAUGUAGGUGCGUGUGUGUUGAGCAGCAAAGGAAAACAGAUGACACGUCUGUGUAUUCAUGAUAACAGUAUGUGGUUACUGUGUGGUAACCGUGUGUCUGUUGUGUGACAGGUUCACCUGACGUGAACACACUUCCUCUUCCUGUGUUCCAUUUGAUUGUUUCUGAACAUACUGUACAAACAGCAGAGAGACAGGCUAACUGUUAAAAAUACUAUAACACCUGAAUAGAGACACAGGUAAUCUGGUGCAGAUUACUGCUCCCAUCCAGUUGGUGUGAGCCACUGAAGAAUGAUGUUUGAACAGCAUCAUGUCUUUGCAGAGAUUAUGUCCUAAUUACGCUAAACAUGGGAGCAGGUUUCACUGGAACUAUUUCUUCAGUAGAAAUUAGUUCCAAAGAAAUUGUGUGUUGAUAUCCUUCAUAUAUUCUUUAUUUAAUGUGACCAGGACCAAACCUAAGUUUAAUAGCAGAGGAGACAGUCAACAAUCUACUGCCUAACAGUGUAAACAGUGGCUGUUAUUUUCAUCCUCUCACUCUAGGUGUGGUGCCAGCUGUGUAUGGGGCCCUGUCACUGUCCACCAACCAUGCCACGCUGCCCCGCCGGCAUUCCUCUGAUGUUAGACAGCUGUGGCUGCUGCCAGCUGUGUGCCAGGCAGGAGGGUGAGGCCUGCACCGACCGGCUGCCCUGUGACACCCAGAGAGGGCUGCAGUGUGACUACAGCGCCAGCUUCCCCGGCGGACCAGGACAGUGUGUCGGUCGGAACGAGCUGGGCUGUGAGGUAAAUGGCAGGAGGCUGGAGGAGGGACAGGUAUUUCAGCCUUCCUGCGCCCAGCUCUGCCACUGCCUGGGAGGGGGCGUGACCUGCGUACCACUGUGCAGCGAUGAUCUGCAGGGACCUGCUGAUAAAUGCCCCAACCGUCAGCUGGUGAGACUGCCAGGGCGCUGCUGCAAAGAGUGGGUGUGUGACGGCACAGACAACAGCAUUUCCUCAAAUCCAUCAGCAGCAGAGCAGGCGCAUCAGGACCACGGGGGUGGGCUGUCUGGCCUGCCGUUAGGCUCCAUCUCCAACUGCAUCGAGUGGACCUCAGACUGGAGCCCCUGUUCCCACAGCUGCGGCCCAGGUGUCUCCACCCGCACAACCAACAGGAACCGGGCCUGUCUCCUGCGGACUGAGACCAGACUGUGCCAGGUCAGGCCAUGCCAGACUCUGCUUGGGCUCCAAAGGCUGCAACUGGGGCUGAAGGUGUGUGAGAGCAGCUACAGUUCACCUCUUUCCACUCAGCUUGAACACCAGGGCUGCUGGAGCACCAGAGCCUACCGCCCCAGGUUCUGUGCCUUGACCUGUCCGGAGGCAGUCUGCUGCAGCCCCUCCCACACCAGGACAGUGCAGAUGGUCUUCCGCUGCCCCCAGGGUAAGCUCAUCCAGCAGCAGGUGAUGAUGAUCGCGUCCUGCUUCUGCAGUAUCGCCACCUGCCGCCAAUCCCCAGUCACAUCCAGCCGGACAGUCCUGCCCUGGCUGUGAGGUCCAGCUCCAGGACUGAGGGGCAGGUCCCAUCUGCUGGGAACCAGAGGACAAAGAUGAUCAGACGGACACACACUGACUAAUUAUGUGGCAGAGUAGGAAGUUGAGCCAAUGUUUCAAAAUUAUGGAAAUUCUACAAUCAGGAUGUGAAAGUUGACAACAGAUGUGAAGACUUGAGAAAGUGUAUCCAGACAUGCAAUUACACAGUUGUGUAAAUGUGUUUGAAAGACCACACCAAGGUUUAUGUAGUAAUCUGUAUCUAAAUUUAAAAUAAGCUACAUGUAACUUUUUAUCCCAUAUUAUACCAUCUCUGUGUUCCUGCACUUCUCGUUUGGCUCCAGAGCUUAGAAAGCAACAGAAAACUACCCAACUCUCAUGUUUCAAAUCACUUUAAACUGAAUUUGUAUAAA